AUGUUGUUGACAAUUUUCGUACUGAUGGUUACAAUUUAUAAUGGAUUAUGUGAGAAAGUGUCACCGAAACCAGGUCUGAAAUUAUUUAGAGAGGAUUAUAAAAGCGUGGAGGAGACCUGUCUGGCUGUUGGAUUUGUCAGAAACAACUGUAGAAAUAAUUCUAAGGCGAUGUCAAAGAUGGCUUUAACUUUAGAUCACCCGGUGGUUGCUUUUGAUGUUCGGUUAAGAGAUCAUAAAAGAAAUCUUGCCACAAAAGCCCGUGUUGUGUUCGAAACAGUUGAUCUGAACGAAGGACUAGGAUACAACGCCUCAACCGGAAUUUUCACGGCCCCUAACGGCGGGAUCUAUGUGUUUGACUGGACAACUCUUACAAUUUUAGGUCAAGCUGCCUACACUUCUCUUGUCGUAAAUGACCAGUUCAAGUCGUGGAACCAUUGUCACGACGGGAUUUCUAAAACAUACCUUCCCUGUAGCAAACUGACGAUUGUGAAGCUAAAGCAAGGAGAUAAAGUUUGGAUAGGAGUUUAUACUGGAACAGCUAAUAUCAAUAAUCACUACACUUCAUUUUCUGGUUACAAGCUGUAAUCAAAUGUACGAUAAAGUAUUUUCAAAAUACUAGAUAAAAGUAGUUCCUAUCAUGUAUCUCUUUCUUGGUCACUGUUCAUUUUAAUAAAACAUUGGAUACACGGAACUACAUGUA
Molecule: messenger RNA, 700 nt
Organism: Magallana angulata
Lineage: Eukaryota; Metazoa; Mollusca; Bivalvia; Ostreida; Ostreidae
Product: collagen alpha-2(VIII) chain-like
Exons: 2
Coding region: 1-585 (194 amino acids)
Molecular function (GO): protein binding
Source: RefSeq, a predicted model, not a curated record